This is a messenger RNA of Mesorhabditis spiculigera, 264 nucleotides long. NCBI's taxonomy places the organism in Eukaryota, Metazoa, Nematoda, Chromadorea, Rhabditida, Rhabditidae. The record is from the annotation of a GenBank genome assembly.
AUGAUCGCAAACGCGACGCGUUGCCGUGUGCUGCUAUGCCGUGAGCCAGAUGCGAUGCUGCUGGGCGGGGCGAUAAUGGCUACCGUAGCCGCGGGGCAUUACCCCAAUUUGCAUACGGCUCAGCGCCAAAUGACCGCCAUUUCCCGUGCCAUCGAUCCGGCCCCCCAUCUGGCAGAGUAUUACGCGAGGAAAUUCGCCGUUUUCCUCGAGCUCCACGAUGAUCAGCUCAAAUAUGAGCGAAUUAUGCGGGGCCCUGGAAUUGCA